Molecule: messenger RNA, 672 nt
Organism: Paramecium tetraurelia
Lineage: Eukaryota; Ciliophora; Oligohymenophorea; Peniculida; Parameciidae
Exons: 3
Cellular component (GO): nucleus
Source: RefSeq, a predicted model, not a curated record
AUGCAUUAUGAUUAAUUGCAAAGUUCAUAAUUGUUUGCUAACUUUAAGCUCUAAGAGUUUUUGUCUGAAUCGCAUUAUUAAAGAAGGGAUUCGGGUAUCAUAAAAUUUUGGGGAAACCUGAUCUCUAAACUAUGUUUUGUAAUUACAAUCAAAUAAUAAGCUGCAGCAGUUAUGUUAAGUAGUUUUACCCCUUUAUAAUAUGAGACAGCAAAAAAUGUUGUUAAAUCCAAGGAUGUUUGUAAAUGGGUAGAAAGUAAAAUAAUCGAAAAGAAAGCCAGCUAAAAACAAUUAUAAUAAUAGCUAUAAUAGCAGCAACAGUAAUAAUAAUAAUCACAAUAAUAAUAGUAAUAAUAAUAAUAGUAAUAAUAGUAAUAAUAAUAAUAGUAAUAAUAGUAAUAAUAGUAAUAAUAAUAACAAUAAUUACCAUCCUAAUAGUAAUAGUAAUAAUAACAAUAACAAUAAUAGCAAUAAUAAUAGUAAUAAUAAUAAACAGAAUUAGAACCUGUUACUUCAGAAGAGGAAGACAAUAAUGUUAGCAGUAAUCAUAAUGGUUUAAGUAAUUUAUUCGGUGGUACAAAUGGAGAAGAAAAUGGAUAUGAAUAAUUGGUUGCUUUGUUACAACAAGAUAAAUAAGUGAUGGGGGAGCUAUUUAAAAAUAACAAUAUACGAUGA